Orbilia oligospora ATCC 24927 is the source of this 255-nucleotide messenger RNA. RefSeq lists its product as uncharacterized. The record is from RefSeq and is a predicted model, not a curated record. The coding region runs from base 1 to 255 and encodes 84 amino acids. The transcript has 2 exons. NCBI's taxonomy places the organism in Eukaryota, Fungi, Ascomycota, Orbiliomycetes, Orbiliales, Orbiliaceae.
AUGUCCCAAAAAACAAAUAGCGACCUUCUGGAUUUCGGGCAGGAUAUCAAGCGAAUGUCGGCGGAUAAUAUCACGCCGCCGGAUACGGCUUCGAGACCUCGUGAAGAAUCCUCCACUACCACCACUACGGCCGCCGGAAAGCCCGCUAAUGAAUCGAAGACCACGGCUCGAAGUUCUGGGUCCUCCAAUAUAGACUCUGAAGAGGCUGCUGCUGCUGCUCGAUGGCGGAAGAAUAAGUCGGAUGGGAAGGACUAG